Anthostomella pinea is the source of this 2685-nucleotide messenger RNA. The record is from the annotation of a GenBank genome assembly. Lineage: Eukaryota; Fungi; Ascomycota; Sordariomycetes; Xylariales; Xylariaceae.
AUGUCGAACAACGACCCGUCCGUUCGAAGGCUGUUGCCGCAGAGCUCGCAUCUGAACUCUUUCUCGUUUGCGCCGCAGACGUAUCAACCCGCUAGGGAAACCCAAAAGAACUACGUCUUCGUCGACGAACACAACCGACACAAGCGGCUGAAGGUAAUGAGAGCCUGCGAGGGUUGCCGGAGAAGAAAGAUCAAAUGCGACGCUGCGACGACAAACACCUGGCCAUGUUCGGCCUGUAUCCGGCUGAAGCUUCACUGCGUCCGUCCCAAUGGGCAGUACGAAGGGUCGCCGACGGACACACAGCCCUACGAGCCGACGAGAGCGGAAUACGAGGCUGGGCAGGAGAGUUUCAGACAAAUGCAGAUGCAGCAGACACAACAGAAUAUGAUGGCUGGUCAAGCGAAGCCCGGCAUGUACCCAUCACCGGGUGGCUAUUCAGACCACCAAGGCGUCUAUCCCCCGGUCCAGUACGGGGAUUCGCCGACGGCGCAUCAUCACAUGCAGUAUUCAGUGCCCCAAGUAGGGGUGAUGGACCAGUCCUACGCUCCGGCGAGCGUCUUCCCGACUCCUCCAAUGCACCAGUCUUCGGCCCCGCAUUCCGAAUCAUCCCCCGAAUCUUAUCACCAAGACCAGUACGGCCAACAUGAUCUGGCCGACCUCUUGGGGUCUCUGAAAGUGAACGAGAGAGGCACCGCACCGUAUCUCAACAACAAGUUGGCCCUGGCUGCAGGGCAAGAAGAGGAACCGGCAGUGGAGGAUGCGGAUGAUUUCAAGAACGUCCUGCCGCCCAUGCUCUCAGGUCCAGGACUGAAAAUACGAAUACCGCCGGAACUCAUGCCUGACGAUGAGACCAUCCUGCACUAUUUCGACCUGUACUUUGCAAACGUCCAUCCAUAUGUCCCGGUACUCAACAAGGCUCAAUUGUUUCAGCAGUGGCAGACCAACCGCGAGUCGAUAUCGCCGCUAUUGCUUGAGGCGAUAUUUGCAGUGGCCGGACGCCUUGCCGAUGAACCAGCUCAAGGACAGCAAUGGAUCGCGCUCGCCUCAAAACACGCCGAUUCCUUCAUGGACGUGCCACGACUAAGUACUCUUCAGGCACUCCUGAUCAUUCUCAAGGCAAGGGAGGCUGUGCCGAAACGAGGUUAUUACUACCGUUCCUGGAUGUCGAUUGUAUAUUGUGUGGCCAUGGCCAAGGACCUCGGGCUCGAUGACCAUUACGAAGACCACAAGGCUGGGAAACCAUGCGGGUCAACACCGCUUGAGUGUUUGACGAAAAGUCGGAUAUGGCAGACCAUCUUUGUCUGCGAGACCAUGAUUGCCGCGCCUCAAGGUCGAGACGAUCUCUCUGUGGAUUUGGAAAGUCUCGAUUUCAGCAUUCCCAGACCCUUGCCGGGUGUUGACGACUCGGAGUAUCACACCACCCGCAAUUUCACCUAUUUCGCCCGCAUCGUUCGCACCGUCCAUCAGAUGAACUUGAUAUACGCCAAGAUCAAGAGGAAGAAGGACUGGGGCCUCGAUCCCGAGUUUGUCCAGCUCAAUCCAGCGUUGUCUUCCUGGAUGAACGACGCCCCGGCCGACAUGAGUGUCACGUACCCUCCGGGCGGAACACCUCCGUGGUUGCCUUCGCACUUCAUUGGAAACCUGCAUUCAUAUUACCAUCUGGCUGUGAUCUUGCUUCAUCGGCCGCAGUUGACGUUCCUGGAGCCCAUGGGUGUAGAUGGCCAGUGGAAAUCCCACAUGAUGGUCGGCUACUCAUCUGCGAAGGCCUUGUGCCGUCUCCAGGAAUCUAUGCUGCAGUCUUUCGGACUGAGCGGGCUACAGUGCAUGCAGAGAGGCAUCAGCUUCACCAUCUAUGCAGUUCUCUCAUGCAUUGUUCUUCACCUUGUGGCAUUGACUUCUCCGGAUCCAGAUAUCAACACGGACGCUCGAGACUAUUUCACGCGGCAUAUGCGGAUACUGGAAAAGACCAUGACGUCUUGGCCACUGCCUGAGAUGUUGAAACAAAUCGAUGCUGUGCGCGAGGCCUUCUCUGCUGACACUAGGAAACCUUUUGUUCUGAAGCCGAGUUUUCCCUACGGAAGUCCACAUCCCAGUAACAGUUCAAGUCCGCCCCGGACGAACACAUUCAAACCUCCAAUGUUACGGACAACCUCUUUGGAUCCGAACCUGGACUCCCAGACUGGCGCACACUCCCAAGUCAGUUAUGCCAACCACCCCAUUACGCCCAUUUCUGCUGGACCUAGGGAGCACAAGAGUGACGCCAUGAUGGCUCAUGGCCAGAGCUCUCAGUCGGCGCCACUUCCACACGGUAUGUCGAUGGGAGAGCAUACAUCGUGGAACCCGUCUAGGAUAUUUGACCAGUGGAAUACCACAUUCGGUACGCAACAACCUCAACCCCCGUCAACUUCGGUGGUUCCACAUUCCAGUUCUCUAAGUGUUGCCUCAUCUUCAGGUGCCCCAGAAGUUCCUACCAGCCAGGACAUCCAGAUUGCCACGGCCUCACUCUCGUCGGGACAGCCGUCAAUGCCUCCCCCGCAAUAUUCGGCGCCGCCUAUGCAGACCUUUGUCACGCCUGCCAUGUGGCAAGAAUCGGUGGCCAGCGUCUACGAAUCCGGUGGCAUCAAACGACAUUGGGAUUACGACAGCGGCAAUUCGAUAGCUGAAACAAUGAAUAAGCGACGCUGA